AUGAGCUAUAAUGACGAUAAUAAUAUGGACUAUGACCCGUUUGACAACAUGGACUUCAGGACAAUGUAUGUUAAUUGUCUUAUCUUUUGUUGAUGUUUCAGUAACGUUAAUACACAACGGCUUGAUUUGCUGGAGCAAAGGCGGAAGGUUCUGAAUGGCACUGACCCUAAAUUGCAAGUUGAGAUAGCCAAAAUAAAGGAGCAACUGAAUGAGAGGAACUUAAUACUUAAUGCUCAGAUGGAUGUAAGUACUUCGCGCAAUACCAACAGAAAUUGUUUAUUCUUAGGCAGAGUAUAAGUGGAUAUCUACUAGAUGUAAACAAGAGUCUGAACAGUUGGAAACCGACGAAACAAGCGAGUUGUCCAAUGUAAUAACAAAAUUAUCUGACGAGUUGGAUAGUUUAAAGCAAAGCCUGGAGGAUUAUGUACAUAAAAUGGAUUUGUUUGACCGAAAGACUCUUCAAGUCUUUGAGUCAGUUUGUCAAGAAUUAAAUGUGGAUGAUAAAAUGGAUGGAGAUUACACGUAAAUGGUUUUCUCUUUCGUUCGAAUUUUAAUAAUUUAGUCAAGACAACCCGUUGUCUCUUUUGGAAAAGCGAUCUGUAAUGCCCGGAAGACUUAUAUCGGACGCUGCUAUAAAAGAAGACCUCAUUCAUCUAAACCAAAGUUUUGUUACAACGGAAGUUGAUACACCAGAAGUCCCGAAACUGAUGAGACCGAGACAUAAAGUGGUCAUGGACAAGGCCAGGUUAAUAUACGAUGGAAAAACGUAAGCAACUUUCGUCCAUGUAAACUAGAUCUGCAGGUUUUAUCGCGGUCAAAAACUAUUUGUGCAGACGAUGAAUUACACAAAAUUCCCAGCAAUUGUGUUUGCUCUGGCUGAUGAAUAUGUACAUAUUAGGUCUCGAACACCUGGAGAUACACGGGAAGUGUUUGCUACUAUUGAUGAUCUCAGAGCGGGAAGGGUCAGAAUCGGCCGGAAAGUCGUCACAUCACCUUGA
Bursaphelenchus xylophilus (pine wood nematode) is the source of this 998-nucleotide messenger RNA. NCBI's taxonomy places the organism in Eukaryota, Metazoa, Nematoda, Chromadorea, Rhabditida, Aphelenchoididae. The record is from the annotation of a GenBank genome assembly.